GCCGCCGCGGCGGGCUGUGCCCGAGCAGCCAUGGACGAGUGCGCCGACGAGGGCGGGCGGCCGCAGCGCUGCAUGCCCGAGUUCGUCAACGCCGCCUUCAACGUGACCGUGGUGGCCACCAACACGUGUGGGACUCCGCCCGAGGAGUACUGUGUGCAGACCGGGGUGACCGGGGUCACCAAGUCCUGUCACCUGUGCGACGCCGGGCAGCCCCACCUGCAGCACGGGGCAGCCUUCCUGACCGACUACAACAACCAGGCCGACACCACCUGGUGGCAAAGCCAGACCAUGCUGGCUGGGGUGCAGUACCCCAACUCCAUCAACCUCACACUGCACCUGGGAAAAGCUUUUGACAUCACCUAUGUGCGCCUCAAGUUCCACACCAGCCGCCCGGAGAGCUUCGCCAUUUACAAGCGCACGCGGGAAGAUGGGCCCUGGAUUCCUUACCAGUACUACAGUGGCUCCUGCGAGAACACCUACUUGAAGCCAAACCGUGGCUUCAUCAGGACAGGGGGGGACGAGCAGCAGGCCUUGUGCACCGAUGAAUUCAGUGACAUUUCUCCUCUUACUGGGGGCAAUGUGGCCUUUUCAACCCUGGAAGGAAGGCCCAGCGCCUACAACUUUGACAACAGCCCUGUGCUUCAGGAAUGGGUAACUGCCACUGACAUCAGGGUAACUCUCAAUCGCCUGAACACGUUUGGAGAUGAAGUGUUUAACGACCCCAAAGUUCUCAAGUCCUAUUAUUAUGCAAUCUCUGAUUUUGCCGUGGGUGGCAGGUGUAAAUGUAACGGACACGCAAGUGAGUGUGUGAAGAAUGAAUUUGACAAGCUGGUGUGUAACUGCAAACAUAACACGUAUGGAGUAGACUGUGAGAAGUGUCUUCCUUUCUUCAACGAUCGUCCGUGGAGGAGGGCAACUGCCGAGAGUGCCAGCGAGUGCCUGCCCUGUGACUGCAAUGGUCGAUCGCAGGAAUGCUACUUUGACCCUGAGCUAUACCGUUCCACUGGCCAUGGUGGCCACUGUACCAACUGCCGGGAUAACACAGAUGGCGCCAACUGUGAGAGGUGCCGAGAGAACUUCUUCCGCCUUGGAAACCACGAAGCCUGCUCUCCAUGCCACUGUAGUCCUGUUGGUUCUCUCAGCACACAGUGUGAUAGUUACGGCAGAUGCAGCUGCAAGCCAGGAGUGAUGGGUGACAAGUGUGACCGUUGCCAGCCUGGGUUCCAUUCGCUUACUGAGGCAGGGUGCAGGCCAUGCUCUUGUAAUCCUUCUGGCAGCAUAGACGAAUGCAAUGUUGAAACAGGAAGAUGUGUCUGCAAAGACAAUGUCGAAGGCUUCAAUUGUGAGAGAUGCAAACCUGGAUUUUUUAAUCUAGAAUCAUCUAAUCCUAAGGGUUGCACACCCUGCUUCUGCUUUGGACAUUCUUCUGUCUGUACAAAUGCUGGUGGCUACAGUGUUUAUUCUAUAUCCUCUGCCUUUCAAAUUGGUGCUGGAUAUUUGGAUGAUGUCAGUCUGACAAGUGCUCGUCCUGGGCCUGGGGUCCCUGCAACUUGGGUGGAGUCCUGCACCUGUCCUGUGGGAUAUGGAGGGCAGUUUUGUGAGAUGUGCCUCUCAGGUUACAGGAGAGAAACUCCGAGUCUUGGACCAUAUAGUCCAUGUGUGCUUUGUACCUGCAGUGGACACAGCGAGACCUGUGACCCUGAGACAGGUGUUUGUAACUGCAGAGACAAUACGGCUGGCCCCCACUGUGAGAAGUGUAGUGAUGGGUACUAUGGAGAUUCAACCAUGGGCACCUCCUCUGAUUGCCAACCCUGUCCAUGUCCUGGGGGCUCAAGUUGUGCUGUUGUCCCCAAGACAAAGGAGGUGGUGUGCACCAAUUGUCCUACUGGCACCACUGGUAAGAGGUGUGAGCUCUGUGACGAUGGCUACUUUGGAGACCCUCUGGGUAGAAACGGCCCUGUGAGGCUUUGCCGCCUGUGCCAGUGCAAUGACAAUGUCGAUCCCAAUGCAGUUGGAAAUUGCAAUCGUUUGACAGGAGAAUGCCUGAAGUGCAUCUAUAACACUGCAGGCUUCUAUUGCGACCGGUGCAAAGAUGGAUUUUUUGGAAAUCCCCUGGCUCCCAAUCCAGCAGACAAAUGCAGAGCCUGCAGUUGCAAUCCCUAUGGGACAGUGAAACAGCAGAGCAGCUGUAACCCCGUGACUGGGCAGUGCGAGUGUCUGCCGCACGUGACUGGCCGGGACUGCGGAGCUUGUGACCCUGGAUCCUACAACCUGCACAGCGGGCAAGGCUGUGAGAGGUGUGACUGCCAUGCUCUGGGUUCCACCAACGGGCAGUGUGACAUCCGCACUGGCCAGUGUGAAUGCCAGCCUGGCAUCACUGGUCAGCAUUGUGAGCGCUGUGAGGUCAACCACUUUGGGUUUGGACCUGAAGGCUGCAAACCCUGUGACUGUCAUCCUGAGGGGUCUCUUUCACUCCAGUGCAAGGACAACGGUCGCUGUGAGUGCAAAGAAGGCUUUGUGGGAAAUCGCUGUGACCAAUGUGAAGAGAACUAUUUCUACAAUCGGUCUUGGCCUGGCUGCCAGGAAUGCCCAGCUUGUUACCGGCUAGUGAAGGAUAAGGUGGCUGAACAUCGAGUGAAACUCCAGGAGUUAGAGAGUCUCAUUGCAAACCUUGGAACUGGGGAUGAGAUGGUGACAGAUCACGCCUUUGAGGAAAGACUAAAGCAAGCAGAGAGAGAGGUUAUGGACCUCCUUCGUGAGGCCCAGGACAUCAAAGAUGUAGACCAAAAUUUGAUGGAUCGCCUCCAGAGAGUGAAUAACACUCUGUCCAGCCAAAUUAGCCGUUUACAGAAUAUACGAAAUACCAUUGAAGAGACUGGAAACUUGGCUGAACAAGCACGUGCCCGAGUGGAGAGCACAGAGCGGUUGAUUGAAAUUGCAUCCAGAGAACUUGAGAAAGCGAGAGUUGCCGCUGCCAAUGUGUCAGUCACUCAGCCAGAGUCUACGGGGGACCCAAACAACAUGACUCUCUUGGCAGAAGAGGCUCGAAAGCUCGCUGAACGCCAUAAACAAGAAGCUGAUGACAUUGUACGAGUGGCAAAGACAGCCAAUGAUACGUCAACUGAGGCUUAUAAUCUGCUUUUGAGGACAUUGGCAGGAGAAAAUCAAACAGCAGUUGAGAUUGAAGAGCUUAAUAGGAAGUAUGAACAAGCGAAGAACAUCUCGCAGGACCUAGAGAAGCAAGCUGCCCGAGUGCAUGAGGAGGCCAAGCAGGCUGGUGACAAAGCUGUGGAGAUCUAUGCCAGUGUGGCUCAGCUGACCCCUGUGGACUCAGAGGCACUGGAGAAUGAAGCAAAUAAAAUAAAGAAAGAAGCUGAGGAUCUGGACCGUCUGAUUGACCAGAAGUUAAAAGAUUAUGAGGACCUCAGAGAAGAUAUGAGAGGGAAGGAAUUUGAAGUAAAGAACCUUCUGGAAAAAGGAAAGACUGAACAGCAGACGGCAGACCAACUCCUAGCCCGAGCUGAUGCUGCCAAGGCUCUUGCUGAAGAAGCCGCUAAAAAGGGACGGAAUACCUUACAAGAAGCCAAUGACAUUCUCAACAACCUGAAAGAUUUCGAUAGACGCGUGAAUGACAACAAGACAGCUGCAGAGGAGGCCUUAAGGAAGAUUCCUGCCAUUAACCAGACCAUAGCUGAAGCCAAUGAAAAGACGAGGGAAGCACAGCUGGCGCUGGGCAAUGCCGCAGCAGAUGCCACGGAGGCCAAGAACAAGGCCCACGAGGCAGAGAGGAUCGCAAGCGCUGUCCAAAAGAAUGCUACCAGCACCAAAGCAGAAGCUGAACGAACUUUUGCAGAAGUUACAGAUCUGGAUAAUGAGGUGAACGAUAUGUUGAAGCAACUACAGGAGGCAGAGAAAGAGCUGAAGAAAAAACAGGAUGAUGCUGAGCAGGAUAUGAUGAUGGCAGGGAUGGCUUCCCAGGCUGCUCAGGAAGCUGAGAUCAAUGCCAGAAAAGCCAAAAACUCCGUCACUAGCCUCCUCAGUAUUAUUAAUGACCUCUUGGAGCAGCUGGGGCAGCUGGACACGGUGGACCUAAACAAGCUAAAUGAGAUCGAAGGCAGCCUGAACAAAGCCAAAGAUGAAAUGAAGGUCAGCGAUCUUGAUAGGAAAGUGUCAGACCUGGAGAACGAAGCCAAGAAGCAGGAGGCUGCCAUCAUGGACUAUAACCGAGACAUUGACGAGAUCAUAAAGGACAUUCACAAUCUGGAGGACAUCAGGAAGACCUUACCAUCUGGCUGCUUCAACACCCCGUCCAUUGAAAAGCCCUAGCAUCUUUAGGGAUGGAAGGCAGCACCCCUGUGACAGGGGAGCAGUUGUGAGGCCACAGAGUGCCUUGACACAAAGAUUACAUUUUUCAGACCCCCCACUUCUAUGCCGCUUUCCAUCACUGUCCUUUUGAACCAGGAAAAGUCACAAAGUUUAAAGAGAAGCAAAUUAAACAUCCUGAAUCAGAAACACAAGGUUUUAUCUAAUAAAGUCUCUCUUCCACUCACGUUGCUACCUUA
Molecule: messenger RNA, 4562 nt
Organism: Galeopterus variegatus (Sunda flying lemur)
Lineage: Eukaryota; Metazoa; Chordata; Mammalia; Dermoptera; Cynocephalidae
Gene: LAMC1
Product: laminin, gamma 1 (formerly LAMB2)
Exons: 25
Molecular function (GO): extracellular matrix structural constituent
Source: RefSeq, a predicted model, not a curated record